UUCAUUCUCUCUAGCUGCAGAUCAUCUUCAUUCUAGUUCAAGAUGAAGCAAUAUUUCUCAUUUCUCCUUCUCCUACUACUCUUUUCAACUUUUAUUUCAUCAAUUUUAUCAUUAUCUAUUCACAAUAUCCAACAAAAUGAGCCUGCAACUACAACUCAGACAACUGUUAGUUUCAACAAUUACAGUCUGGUGAUUCAGUUUCCCAAGUCCUUGUGUGAUAACCCGAAGUAUGGAAGAAAAUGUGAUGGCCUAUGGAAACUUGAGCUACCAAACAAGUUUACAGUACAUGGUUUGUGGCCAAACUUUGGAAGCAAUCGCGAGCCGGCUGGUCCAGGGGUGAAACUCGAUGUACAUCAGUUGAUCACCAAAGAUAAAAUACUGGCAAAUAAUCUCUACAACAGCUGGCCAGAUGUGUACUUUGAUUCCAAAGGUAAGGGUGGUACUGUAAAGCAAAAUUUGAAGCAACAAGCAGCGUGGGAAUUUUGGGGCCGAGAAUGGAAAAAGCAUGGUGAUUUGUCCGGGCUAUCUCCCGAAGACUACUUCAGAACAACAUACAGUCUUUAUGAUGAUCUCGAAAACAUUUAUGAGGAUUUUAAAACAAAUGGAUUAAUCAAUAUGCAAGGAAGAAUCAACGUUAAUCUUGCAUCGCAGAGGCUAGAAAUAAUACUUCAUGGAAAACCAUUUAUCAAAUGUGUCACCAACAAAUUGAAUAUGGAAUUGUUAGCAGAGAUCCAUAUUGCCUACCGGCGAUCUGAUCUCAUGAGGUUACCACACAGUGAUAGUAAGUCCAGAAAUCAUAACUGCAGCAGUGAUAUUGCUUAUCUCAGGGUCUAAUGGUCAUCUUUGUUUAGGUUGAGAUGUUAUGGUUUUCUAAGUCCAUGUCUUUAGUUUUCUUUAUGUGAGACUCUUGUAAUUAACUAUGGGAGUCAGGAAUUUUAAUGAUGAUUAAUUAUUAUUGUUAUUUGUAUGUUAAA
Papaver somniferum (opium poppy) is the source of this 974-nucleotide messenger RNA. RefSeq names its product ribonuclease S-2-like. The transcript is spliced from 2 exons. NCBI's taxonomy places the organism in Eukaryota, Viridiplantae, Streptophyta, Magnoliopsida, Ranunculales, Papaveraceae. The record is from RefSeq and is a predicted model, not a curated record. Gene Ontology annotation, molecular function: RNA binding; ribonuclease T2 activity. The coding region runs from base 43 to 834 and encodes 263 amino acids.